Messenger RNA from Schistosoma haematobium, 23527 nucleotides. RefSeq names its product Alpha-adducin. The transcript has 6 exons. Gene Ontology annotation, cellular component: plasma membrane; postsynaptic density; cytoskeleton. Gene Ontology annotation, molecular function: actin filament binding. The record is from RefSeq and is a predicted model, not a curated record. The coding region runs from base 9240 to 9773 and encodes 177 amino acids. NCBI's taxonomy places the organism in Eukaryota, Metazoa, Platyhelminthes, Trematoda, Strigeidida, Schistosomatidae.
CUUAGUAAGCGCGCUUUUCCAGUUCGUCGUUUCUCUAGUGAUUGCGCGUCGGAGGUUUGGCGAAAACGAGUCUAGGGAUUUAGUCCGAGUACAUAGCUCCGACCAUUUUAAUGGUUAUCUGGUAGUGGAGUAUAAUGACAGAUUUCAGUGAUAAUUGUCUAUCUGGCUUGAGUGACGAAGAAGUCAGUCUUAAUCUAAAGAAUCGCUUGUCAAAUCAUAACAGUACAGGAAAGAAUAUGAGCUCGUUUAACAGGAUGUCUGGUAACCAUAAGCAAGGCGGUGCUCUUCAGCAGUUAUCAAGUCUUCUUGGGCAAACUAUGAGACUAGAAAAUGUGGCUGACUUGAAAGGUAAGAGCUGUUAUAUUCAGUUUAAAUUCUAUUUUUGAUGUAUAUAGUUAGUAAUUUUGGCUAUGAAACAAUGCGUACAUUUUACUUUUCAUUUGUGCCUUUAGUAGUAGACUUUUAACACGGUUAAUAUAUAUUCGUCAAAGCUAGUAUGUUAUAUAUUCGUAAUCUUAAAAUACUAGUUAGGUGAUUGUCUUUUUGACUCAGUCAUCUUAGAGUCACUGUCUAAUCUCAGUGGUGUUGAUUCAUAGUGCCAAAAAAUGUACAUUAAUCACGUCUAUAUUAGUGCUUUAUUCAACAAACGUUCGAAAUGAAAACUAUACAGAGAAUCGUCCCAGCCCGUUUAUUCUGUAGGGAACUUCAACACUUUGAAACAUCGAGUGAUUUACACUAACUUGUGUUUCGGUGAUUAAGUGUUCAAUUACUUGCACUUUGCACAUCCAAACCAGUCGUUUCAUAUGGUACAGGAUAACCAGAUAUAACUUCGGCUCCUUUUAGGAGUAUCCACUCAACGAACGAUACUUAACCAGGAAGUACUGCAGAUCGUUAGGCAGGGUAGGUAGUUCAUAAAAAUCCAGUUGCAAAUCAGGCAUGUAGUAUAAGGAACAAACCUCUUGGUUAUGCAAUUUUCUUCCAAAGCACUUAUAAUUAAUCAGUUAUAUGUUGACAAAAUCCAGCCAUUGUCUAAAGCAAGAAUGUUCUGUUAUUACCGUAGCUCAGUGGGCAAUUCGAAGCUUCAACAUAUGUGCUUAGUUGUGACACCACAAUUAGUAUUUUGGCUUCGAAAUCACGUGUUAUGUGAGUUUAUGUAGUAUCCCAAUAGCAGUAAUGUUGAAGUAUAUACUUCCAAAAUACAUCACCGACUUUAAUAACCUAUUUGUUUAACUGGUCAUUUCACCUGCGUAUCGUAAAUAGUAAGUGUAAGUGUUCUUAAAACAACAGAUUUAUCGAUACCUAGUAUGCGAUAUUUUGAUUCGUUUGUUCAGAAAGUAAAGUGUGAGUGCCGUUCAGGUUUUUAUUUUGUUAAGUGGUUAAAGGCGAGUAAAAUGUAACAUAUUACUAUUCGUUAUUUAUACCCAAGGGGCAAAUCCGUACGAGUUCUGUCGACACGAACCAUCUGAAUAAUUUUCGCUGCAGGUGUGUUUGAUGAUCUAGGUAACUAAUCUGAUUAGGUAAGUACACUACUCAUAUCUAGCUGUAUGAAAGUCAAGUACUUAAACAAGGUAUUCUAAGUGUUGAAUAAAUUAGGGUUCAUGUGUACUAAUUUUCUUGCAGUUUGGAAGUCUCAAGUCUUGUUAAUGUUCCUAACAGGCUUUUAAUACGUUGAAAUCUGGAACUACUUUUAUACUAGCGGGCUGUGAUAGCAUGAAUCGUGUUAGGUUAUAAAUGAACAGUGGUUUUUAGUGAAUAAACCACUAUAAAGCAGUAUCUCUAUUUUCUCUGUUAUAGCAACUCAAGAUGUAAACUGUCAAAAGUUUAUUCCCUUUUUAAAACCUUGGGAUAUAGUGAGUCUAACCUUAUUAUCAAACUAUAUUUGCCCAUAGUUGCGGAAUUCUAGUGGGGUAUUCUUUGUGACCAUAACUGGUUCACAUAGUUUUGUGCGUAGAUGCAACAAUUCAGUCUCUGCCUACCGUCUGAUUGGUGUAGGGUAACUGUCUACGUUUUCAUUACUAUUCAUUACAAUGUCCGUGGCCUGAGGUCCUGCCCGGCCAUUCAAACCUGAUUAUUAUGCUUCAUUAAUAUUUCCACAUUAUUUUUAUUGAGUGAAACGAGGUUUAAAUAAAAAGUAAAUAUAUUUUUAGAUUCCUAAUCUCAUUUGUAAGAAACAAAAAUGAAAUUUUGAUAAGAUAGAGCCUAAUGUCUAUUUAUCUUUUUAUUCAAUAUAUACCUGUCUUCCAGAGGUACUCAAAUCAGUUGGUACUGGUUAUCAGCGUAAGUGACUACUUCUUUGUUGUUCUGUUCUGUUGUAUUUUUUGGGCUCACAUACACUGUGAUUCGUAUCAUCACUUAGUAGUAUUUAUAAAAUAGUUUUUUUGCCAAUUUUAUUUUCAAUUAUUAACUAUGCAUAUUAGGUGGCCUCCCAACAAUACCAAUAAAUGAUCUUCGUGGUGAAGAAGCUGCUGCUUAUCCUCGGGAGGAUUGCGUGUUGAGACGUAGUUUGGCUGCUCUGUAUCGUUUGAUUGAUAUGAGAGGAUGGACGCAUUCAAUUUAUAACCAUAUAUCUGCAAGGUGCACUACAAAUCCCAAUCAUUUCUUAAUUAACCCUUUCGGGUUACUUUAUCAUGAAAUUCAAGCCUCUAGUUUAGUAAAAAUAGAUGCAAACGGUAAUAUAGUUGAUCAAGGUAGCUCAGUGUUAGGUGUAAAUAAGGCUGGUUGGACUCUUCAUUCUGCACUACACUCAGCUCGUAAAGAUAUUAAUUGCAUUAUUCACGUUCAUUUGGCUGAUGUAAUAGCGGUGAGUUGUCUGAAUUUGUAUAGUAUUUUGUUUUGACUUAAAGUGAAAAAAAUAUUCUUAAUUUUAAGUUAAAGGUUUCAUCGAGGAUUGCUAAGGACUAUUACGUCAUGUAGUUCAGUCAAAUAAUUCCUAUGAUGGAAAUAGUGGAUUAACACGAAUAUUAUAUAAUUUACUACAGUUUUAUAACUCACUCAGUGUUCACGAUUCACACUGACACAUCGAUGAAAAAUCAAAAGAGAAGUACAAGUUAUGUAGAUUAUAAUGUUCCUGGUUGCAUUUAUGAACUUAAUGAGGCAACACAUUUCAAACCACAUUACCGUGAAGCUUAAAAUCCUUUAUUUACCUUCAAACAAAUGUCCGAAAAUCCACUCAGUCAGCUACAACGUAGGAUCAGACAAAUAUACUCAUCGCUUCAAGUUUCCAUACCUCAUUAACACAAGAUGAACACCAAAUUCAUGGAAGCCGUUACUUCGAUGGUAUUAAUAUAUAAAAGAAAGAUUGCAUAUAAGGCUAUGAUACAGGAAGAAAGAAUUAGUUCGUAGAAAAAAGUUAUAAUCUCACGGUCUAAAGGGAAGACAAUGAGUGUAUACACCUACGCCAUUGUUUUCGAUUCUGAGCCAUGUCAUCCAGUUUCCAACCACUGGUAACGAUAGUCACGCGGACCCCAACCGAGUAGUCUGCAUCCCCCAACAUGACUCAGACCCGAAGUUAGUGACUUCAAGGACUGAUGCCAUGUUUUGGUUUGGUCGACCUUACCUUCUUCCAACCGUCUCUAACACUAGUCAGCAUUGUACGUCGUGGUAAUCGGUGUUCAGGCAUACGUAACACGGCCCACCCAUCUCAGUCGAUGAAGAAUCACAAUCUCAUCAACUGACUUACCAUCAUUCCAUAAUACCCUACGUCUAACUUCACUAUUACUUACCCGAUGAUCCCAGCAGAUGCGAGCAAUAUUUCUAAGGCAUCUGUGGCCAAAUACUAGUAGCUUACAAAUAUCUACUUUUAGUGGCCACGUUGCGCGGCCGUAAAGUAAAACAAAACUGGCUGAGCUAGACGGAAAGCAGGACCAAUCAAGACUCUAGACUGUUCGCACUUGUUUUACGCAUCAUUGAUCCGAUCGAUAAGUCACUGCCCUCUAAUCGGUGGUCACAAGUUAUAACAACUUGAUAGCUUUUAACUCCUCGCUCAUCCUCCCACUCGUGGUAGCGUAACGUGUAGAUUCAAUUAAGUAACUGAUAGUCUAAUUCCAUAACUUCAUGUGUUAAUUUGCUCUCAUAACCUAAUGCUACGUUUAUAAUCAAUUUCGUUUAUUCCUUUGCUUCAGUAUACACCAUGUCUUUAAUGUAUUUGUGUUGAAAAAUGUAUCACCAUGUUCAAGCUCUUCAUUUUCUAUUGUUAGGCUACAUUUUGUAUUCAUUGGAUGAAAAAUGAACCCCACAUUUUAAGAUCUUUCUUCAUACUUUUUCGAAUUAGCAUUUUUAUCAGGGUUUAUGGUUGAAAAUUCUCUGCAGUUUCUUUUUUGGAUCUGUGAGGUGAUCGGUAGUGGUAAUUGACUACAAUCUAAACAAAUCUAUGACAAUGUUAGAUGGAAAUAAAGGUCAUCAGAUGGGACUAAUAAGCACGAUUGCUCACUAUAAGUUAUUACAUGUCCAUAAGCAUAUUCUUUAUGUGGCAUACUAAAAUGUUACCCUGUAUCAGACAUUGCCUCCAACAAUCGUUAUACUUAUAUCCCAGACGUGGUCUGUGCAUCUUUUUGUCUUUUCCAACUCCUCGCUGACACUAAUUGAUAAUCUUAUAGACCUUUUGAGCUGUCAACUGGGUUAGGGGUCAGACAACAUCUUAUGUUCAAGGUCAGUAUUUGAUUUGUAAUAAUACUGUCAGUUAUGCUUAACGAUGCUAAAAAUUAAUGAAAGCAUUACUGAAAAUGGCGAUUGUUUAUUUGUAACAGAUGAAGGUUAACGGAAAGUGAGAAGAGUAGAGGAGUCUAGUCGUCUCGUUGUCCUCUUUUCCCUUCAAUCGGGAAAUGUGAUUUUUGAUUUGACUGCUCCCACUUUUUUCCAACCUACUCCUAUACCGGCGUACACCAUUCGCCGAGGUAGGCGACAGUUGACCACAUGUAUAUUCUUCAACUACCUCAGUGGAUGAAAAUUCGUUACCUCAUUAAUCGAUUUGCCACUACCUAAUUACUUACUUAUUUACGCCUGUUACUCCUAAUGGAGCAUAGGCCGCCGACCAGCAUUCUCCAACCCACUCUGUCCUGGGCCUUCUUUUCUAGUUCCAUCCAAUUCUUGUUCAUUUCUCUCAUGUCUAUUUCCAUUUCCCGGCGUAAUGUGUUCUUUGGUCUUCCUCUUCUUCUUUGGCCUUCAGGAUUCCAUGUAAGGGCUUGUCUUGUGGCGCAGUUGGGUGCUUUUCUCAAUGUGUAUCCUAUCCACUUCCAGCGCUUCUUCUUCCUGAUUUCUUCCUCUGCUGGGAUCUGGUUUGUUCUUUCCCACAGUAGGUUGUUGAUAAUAGUGUCUGGCCAACGGAUCCGAAGUAUUUUGCGCAGACAACUGUUAAUAAACACCUGUAUUUUCUGGAUGAUGGCUUUCGUAGUUCUCCAAGUUUCUGCCCCAUACAGUAGAACUGUCUUGACAUUUGUAUUGAAAAUGCUGACCUUUGUGUUGGUUGACAGUUGCUUUGAGUUCCAGAUGUUCCUCAGUUGUAAAUAUGCUGCUCGUGCUUCGCCGAUCCGCGCCUUCACAUCUGCAUCAGAUGCACCCUGUUCAUCAAUGAUGCUGCCCAAAUAUGUAAAGGUUUUUACAUCUUCCAAAUCGUCUCCAUCAAUUGUGAUUGGAUUGGUGCAUUCUGUGUUGUAUCGGAGAAUCUUGCUUUUCCCUUUGUGUAUAUUGAGACCUACUGCUGCUACACUGUUCGUCUUCGCCUGCAUUUGUUGUUGCGUUUGGGAUAGAAGGGCCAGAUCAUCUGCGAAGUCUAGAUCGUCCAACUGCAUCCUAGAUGUCCAUUGUAUCCCGUGCUUCCCUUCAGACGUUGACGUCUUCAUGUUCCAGUCGAUCAGCAGGAGAAAGAGAAAGGGUGAGAGUAAGCAACCUUGCCUGACACCGGUCUUCACUUCGAACGACUUUGUCAACUGUCCUCCACGCACGAUUUUGCAAUGUAAUCCAUCAUAUGAACUCUGUAUGAUAUUGACUAUCUUCUGAGGCACGCCGUAGUGUCGAAGAAGUCUCCAUAGUGUUCUGUCCACGCUAUCAAAUGCCUUUUCGUAGUCAAUAAAGUUGAUGUAGAGUGAUGAAUUCCAUUCAAUUGACUGUUCCACAAUGAUCCGUAGAGUUGCGAUUUGGUCUGUACACGAUCUAUCCUUACGGAAUCCUGCCUGUUGGUCACGAAGUUGGGCGUCUACGGAGUCCUUCAUCCUGUUUAACAAUACCCUGUUGAAGACUUUUCCCGGUAUUGAGAGAAGAGUGAUGCCCCUGUAGUUAUCACACCUGCUGAGAUCGCCUUUCUUUGGUAUUUUGAUCAGAAAUCCUUCUUUCCAGUUUGUUGGUACUUGUUCCUCAUUAAUCGAUUUGCCACUACCUAAUACUCUGCGUCUAACCUCAGCAAUGCUCACUUUUGGGUCUCAGCAUACACGGACAAUUUUUCUAAGGGAUCUCUAAUCAUAUACUAGCGACCUAUGAAUAUCUUCUGUGUUAAAUGGUCAAUUGUAGUUGACUAGCUAAUUCAUAAAGUGGCACAGUAAUCCAUUGAUAUAAACUCGACAUAUUUCCUUGGCCAUUAUUUAAUUUUUGCUGACUGAUCAUGGUCAUUUACUUUAAUUUAUAUAUAAAGUAUAUUAGGACGGUGAAAAAAUCGAUUCUUUUGAAGUGAUGGUAAGUAACAGUUCGAGUAUGUAUGCGGUAAGUUUCUCUUAUAGAUUUAAAAUGCUGCUUCUGGAUUGAUCUGGAUCGCCACCUAGUUUAUUCAUUGAAAAUAAAGUAGUGGAGUGCAUUGAUCACACUAAUUUGAUGAGACCACAUCAGUCCUGAUAGUGUGGUAUCUGACAAAAUAUUGACACGGAUAGGAAACGUUCUAGUUCUUACCAAUCUGUCCACUAUCUGACUUAGAUUAGAUGUCCGUCUUCCUAAUUUUCUAUUCUCCAGUUAGGUUUUUUUUCUUCCAAAACACCUUUUUGUUUUGUAUAUUAUUUCCUAUUUUAUAGCUCCCAUCUGGUUAAUUUCUCGUUAUACAGAUGUGAGGUGUGGAAGCUGGGACAGAUGCGCGCUCUUCCCAUAUCCUACGUUGAUGACUGGCUUAUUAAAGAGAGUACUUAUAUGCCAGUUCAAUUUCAGUUUUUUUAGCUUCAUUUGAGUGGUUAAAAUUACCGCCACGGUCAAAACAGUAGCAGUGUAUUGAAUCUCAUAUCCAAAUUUUUGAUACGCCAAAUAAUCUGACAUAUCAAUCCGUAAAUCUCAUUCGCAUUUUAUUGACUGAGUAUCAGGACUGAAAAUAAUCUUGAUAAGGAAUGCGUAAUCGAUGAUCUUGAAAAUUAGUUUAUUGUUGGUGGUCUCAAAUCCGUUCCUAAGUCAUAUCCAUUCGAAAAAUACUUCAUUAAAAUCUUGAACGAACCAUCUAAUCAAAGUUGAAAUUCAUUUGAAAUAGCAUAGGAUAAUUUUCUUAAGCUGCUUUCAAAGCAAACUCGCAAGUCUGGUUACAUGAAUAAGCUGCAUUGCUAUUCGUUACAUAUAAGAAUAAAUUAACUCUUCACAUCGCUUAUAUUUUUCGACAUUUAUAGAAUCGCUGAAAAAAAUAUGAAUUAUUUCGCAGUUUUCUCUGAAAGUAAUACGAAUGUAAUCAAUUUUUUUUGCUUCGUAUAUUCAUUCUGUGGUCAACGAAAUGAUAUUAAGUUUGGUAGUGCGAAUUUAGAUGACAGGGCUCAUUCGUUAAUGUAUUCUUCUAGUAGGGUUAUAAUUUUAAAAAAAUCUCUUCUACCUUCCCUAAGAGAUCGUUACCACGAAUAACUGAUCAAUGCAGCCGUUUUAGUUAUUCUAAUAGUUUCGUAAAUCAAUGAAACUUUGAUAGCAAAUUUUUUGACUACAGGUGUCGUGUCUUCGCACAGGGCUCAUGUCUGUCAGUCCUGAGGCCAUUGAACUAGUGUCAAAUCAUGGAGUUCGCUAUCAUGAGUAUCGAGGUAUUCUGGUAGAUGAGACAGAACGUUCUAGCAUUGUGAAAGAUCUAGGCUCUAAAGCAAAGGUGUUGUUUUUACGAAAUCAUGGUGUGGCAGUUACUGCUUCUAGUAUUCCCGAAGCAUGGUAUCUCGUUAAACGAGUAAUAGCUGCUUGUCAAACCCAAGUAAGUCAAUGUUAACUUUUUAUAUAAGACUAUCUAACUUCUGAGAUUAUUUAUCACAAUAAGGUUGAUGCAUUAUGAUUCUGUACGAGAUGUUUCGUCAAUAAGUUGUCUAGUAAAUGCUCAUUUAUCCUUAGUCUGUGGAUCAUACCAUUCAAUACUACACUUUUCGAAAGUUCAACCAGAAUUUACCAAGCUUUUAGUAAUUCGAAUCUAUGUCAUGAGUAACACGAUAGGCCUAGCAGACGAUGAAUAGCAACAACUCAAAUAUAGGUUGAUAAAAAGUUAACGCAAUAUCGUAAGCAGCAGUGAGGAUAAAAGUAAAAGUAAUCGAAAAUGUAGCAGGUACGCGUAAUACGAGAUAACUGUUCUGACCUAUCAAGGAAACAAGUUAACUAUUAGUGAAACUUUCGGAAAAAGAUGGGACUCUAAAUCACUUUCCAGGAGAUUUGGACAAUAGGCAGAACACUUCCUUCUCACUACUCUACAGUUACUCACUAUUCCCAAAAAACUUCCGGCAGAUCCAAAGGACCAUGUCUAAUUUGAACCGAAGGGAGAUCAGCAAAAUACGAUAACUCCAGAGGUCUUUAAAGAUGGUUCACCAGUCCUAGCAGUUACGCUGACUAAAGUUUUAGAGCUCGGUUCAGUCUCAUCUGUUUAGAUUCGAUCUCUGUUCAUCGCAGUGUAUACAAAAUGAUUAACAUCCCCUUGUGAUAAUCACAAAGAAAGCAGUUUGUUCAACAUUAUGCCUAGAAUACUAGUCUCUAUAAUUCUUCAAAACUUUACUAGUAUUCAUGAACAACAGAUUUGGGGGAACCGAGCUGGAUGUGGAUGCAUUAAUCAGACAUUCACCCUCGUCAGGUUUUGGAAUAUAAGAAUACUUACCGUCUCCCGACUAAAGUUGCAUUUCUUGAGCCUGGUGCGGCAUUCUACCCCAUUGAUCAAGAAGUUCUGUGGUUAAGUUCGUCAUUAAAAGGUACACAAAAUAGUGCAUAGAACUUGUGGAGGCGCUCUAAUCGAACAAUGUUGACUACCAAUUUUGAUUUAUACGAUUAUAGUUAUUUAUGAAAGCGUUACCAAUUUGACAUCAACUUGACAUCCCAUUUAUCUUACUUUACAGAUGCGAUUGAUGCAACUAGGGAAUAUGACAAGUUUAUUGUCUGAUUUAAAGGACAGUGCUGUGCAGCUAACAGACGGUCAAGCUGACCAGUCAGAAGAAAUAGGAUCAAAUGUCAUAGAUCAAAAUAAAAAUGGUCAUACAUCAGUGAAUGGUAAAGCUGGCAGUGAUAAUGGAGAUAUUUCAUGGACACCAGCAGAAUUAGAAUUUGAGGCUGAAAUGCGUGUUUUGGAUAGUGCUGGUUUCAGAACUGGUCAUGUUUAUCGUCAGCCUAAUUUACUGAGACGCACACAUCCUGGUUCAUCGUGGCCAGGAGACACAUAUGGUGACCAAAUAACAGCGGCUGAUUUACUGACAACGGACUUUUCCACUAAUGAGUUCAGUGGAGUUGAAGAUUUAGCUGCAGCUGAAGCAGCGGGCGCUGAACAAGUGUCUAGAAUUGUUGAUCAUGUCCGUGCCAGUCGCCAAAAAAAUGCACAACGAAAUCAGUGGUUAGCAAAAGCUAAUGAACCACCACAAAACGGUAUGGGUAAGUAAUGAUAUUCUAUUUAAAAUAUAGACUCACAAUUCUGAUUCGUAUUGCAUGUGAGGAAUUUGUAAUUCUAAAUAUGAUCUUUCUUAUAAUCCUUUUAUUUGCAUGUGAAUCGUUACGUCGUUUAUAAGUGGAAAUUCUUUAAUGUCCUUAUUUUUGUAGCCGUUGUUAUCUCUUCAUUCCUUCUAUCUUUGCAUGCUAUUUUCGAAAUCAUAACUUCUGUUGUCGUUCAUGGAUAUAUCACGCAUUAUGUUGUGGAUUUGCUUAAAUAAUAUACAGUAACCAGCUCCAUGAUCGAUUCGCCCCGGAAAUUGUCCGGAACUAAAGGUUCAGGUGACUAUCGUUCUCAUCCGUUUACUUUGGAUUCUCCUGUCUGUUCACCUGUUAGACGAUCUGAACCCGGAAGCGCAUUAUCUUGUGUAGGAAGGGAUUCCCAUUCUCCUGCUAUACGAAGUCCACAUGAUGUUUCUGACUAUUCAAUCCAUAACGGUUCAGUCUCGAUCUCAGUAGACACCACGGCAUCCAAUAGUUUAAGUAAGCCUGAUUUGUUAUUUUUUUAAACCAAAUUUUAAUUUUUUCCAUUAUCUUUCAAUUACACAUCACAUAGCGUUUGAUUUAGCAUGUUUUUAGUUACGCUAAAUACCUUAAAGUUUUAUAUGAUUCCUACCUUGACUGUAACAAUAUUUGAUUCAUGUUUUGCAGUGCAAUGAUGAUUUCCGAUUAUUCGUAAUCAGUUUUUAUUUUUAUUUCACUUGUUCUUAUGAAUUUACGACUAAAGACAUGUUUUUUUAAUCCUACACAUCGGGUCAUUGAAGUGCUUGUUUCUGAUUAGCUUUAUGUAAAACUUCGUUGCAGCCUAUAUUGGCGUUUAAAUAAGCUUUCCCAAUCACUCAGUAGAGCUAGAAAGUUAUUUAUUGUAUAUCUUUCGUACUGUGUCAGUUUAGCCGUAAAAUUGUUUUUUAUAGUGAUAAGUGUAACUCAACCUCAAAUGUGGUAUGUGCAUAAUAAUUACCAACACUUACUUUCAGUCUCAAUGUCUGACUGACAUCAUUCAUACUUCCGAUGUUUAUCCUAGUCACUUAUACUUAUUAUGUUUAACUUUAAGUGAUUGUUUAUGUAUGCGCGACCCAUCAUUUUGAUCUGCCAUAAGCCCAUACGUUUACUCAGAUUUAAUAUGGUGUGAAUUCUGAUUUGUUCAGAAGCUGUAUUCUUAAAUUUGAUAUUCAAACGGUCUGGUAGACUAGUAAAUUGGUUAUAUUUGUGUUUUGUUGAUUUGAUGUUACAAUACUCGGUUACUGAAUGGAUUUUAUUAACUCAACCAGCGAACCAUCAUAUUGCUCAUCGCCGUUUUGUGAUUAUUGAAAGUUUGUAGAAUUCCACCCCAUCUAAUUUAAAAAUUGCUUCAUUUUUAACUAUUUAAAUGAAAACAUCGUUUGUUCAAUAGGAACUUUUGAAGGUUGUUCAUCCUAAAUUUUACUUUUGUUCAUUUGUUAUCUAUUUUAUUUCAUACUUUCAUCAUUUCAUCUGGUACUUUUUCCAGCACCGAACAAACGAAUUAAUGAUUCCUGUGUAAAUAAGAGUGCAACACUACCUGCCAAUGUACAGCAUUUGUGUAAGUUGAGUAAUUAUGCAUCACUUUACAUAUGGCUUGAAUAUUCAUAUUAUUUUGAUUCGGUUUACUAUUUUCUCUUAUCAAACGUGGACGUUUUAAUCUGGUUACGUCUUCGUCAUAUAACAUUUGUACACCCUUUCAUACAGAUUAUAGACUCACUCAUAACUUUGAUAUUUGAUACAUCGUCACCUUGGACUGUAAAUGGAUUUUUGUAGCUGGGUCCCAAUUAUUUCUCUGUGGCUAGUCUUGCAGUACUUAUAUCACACAUCGAGUUUUUAGUGUGUAUAUGUAUCAGGCCGUUUAUUCAAAUUUUCGAAUAAAGAAACAACACUUUCGAAAUACAUCUAUCAAAUUUGUUAUUUUCAAUAUUCCAGAUUAAAUUUUGAAUUAUUGUUAAACUUUAAGAGAUUAGUUUCCAGUUAUUCUACGGUGAUUUUCUAACCUUUUUUGCUGUUAAACUGUUUUCGUUUACAAAUCAACUCUCAAUAAACGAAAUACGAGAUUCGAUAUUUUACCGUUACACCAGAAUAGUGUUUGAUGGGUGGCCUGUAAUAUGUGGUUGCGUCGUCUUAUAACCUUAUUAGCUUGAAUGUCUUAUAUGUAUUCUGAUAUUCUUCUGAUCAUUGUACCGUGUAUUAAUGAUUUAUAUGGCAUCGAAUAAUUAUCAUGUUAUCAGUACUUACUCGUUAUGGUACCUCCGGCGUAAAAAGUAGCAGUUUCUUACCUACAAAGUGUUUUGAGCAGUCUUUUUCAUCGUAAGAUGUUAUCUUGAUAGAACCCUUUCAGAUGGAUUCCGGAAAUUUAGGGGAGCAAUCAUAUAAUGUUUUCUCAAGCUUGGUAACCCUCCUGAGCGAUAAGUCGUUGACCAGGGAUAUUCAAGUAACUCUGCUCCUUAUUUGCUACCAAGUGCUAUGUUUGCUCUUGAUGUCUACGUACAAUUUCCAGUAUCACAUGCUCUUCGGUCUCCCUCUUUUUCUUUUGUUAAAGGUGUCAUGUUAGUACUCCUUUAGUGAUUUCUGUAUAUCGUGACCUAUCCACAUCCUAGUCUCUUCCCAAACUGCCAACUAGUUCGUUGUCUACCAGGCGAUUAUUGCUGAUAGCCUGUGGCCAACGAAUCUGGAGUAUCUUGUGAAGACAGCUGUUUAUAAAUACCUGUACUUUUUGAUUAUGACUGUGAUAAUUCUCCAAGUUUCGACUCCGUACAAUAAAACUUUUAACAUUUUUAUUGCAAAUUCCGACUUUGCUAUUGGCUCUCAGUUAUUUCGAGUUCCAGGUGUUCUGUUGCUGCCCAUGCUUUGCCAAUCUAUAGCUUCACGUCUGCGUCACAUUCUCGUUUAUCACUGAUGCUACCCAGCUACAUAAAUGCUUCCAACGCUCCCAGAGCUCUGUAGUUAAGCGUGAUGUAAUUGUUUCUCUCUGUGUUGUGCUUCAGUAUCUUGUCCAUUGUGAACAUUGAGGCCUACUGCUUCAGAGGCUGCCUCUGAACUGUCUGUCUUCGCCUGCAUUUGUUACUAUGUAUGACAUAGAAGGGCUGGGUUAUCUGAAAAGUCCAAAUCAUCCAGUUGCGUUCAAGGCGACCACUGUAAUCCGUGCUUCUGAGAUGUGGAGACUUUCAUUAUCCAGUCAAAAACCAGAAGUAAAUGGAAAGACAAGUAGACAAACUUGUCUGAUACCAGUUCUCAUUUGGAACGCAUCUGUGAGCUGCCUUUCAUCCACGACUUCACAAUUCAGUCCCUCACAAAAGUUCCGUAUGAUACUGGUGAUCUACCCAGGUACUCCACAGUGCCGAUAAAUAUUCCAUACGGUUUUCCGAUUCACUAUGUCGAAUAAUUUCUCAUAAUCGAGGAAGUUGAUAACUAGCUAUGAGUUGAAUUCAACUGGUUGUUUAAUAGUGAUGCGAAUUAUAUCAGUUUGGUUGGUACGUGAUAUAUCCUAACGAAAGCUAGCUUAUUAAUUUCGAAUUUGGACAUCUAAAUCUUUCAUUUGUUCAGCAACAAUCUGUUGGACUCUUAACUGGUACUGACAGUAGUGUGAUUCGUUUGCGAUUCUCACAAUUAUCACGAUCUCAUUUCUUCAGUAUCUUGAUGAGGUAUCUGUCUGUCCAGUCUCUUACUGCUUGUUUUCCAUUCUAAAUCUUUGCGAAGAGGACGUGACUCAUCUUCGCAGUUUUUCCCAUAUAUGAUAAUGCAAUUGGUGUCACCAUCUUGAAACACCGACUUCGCUGGCUUGGACAUGUUCUACGAAUGUCGUCCCAGAGAAUUCCACGUCGUGCAUUAUUUGCCGACUCUGGGACUGGUUGGAGAAAGCGGAGAGGUGGUCAGUGCAUGACAUGGUGUCGUGGCAUGAAAGAAAGCUGCAAAGGACCGGCUUCUGUUGGUCCUUCACGACUCCCUGGUUGGGGUCCGAGAGAUGGUGCUACACAGUGGCUAGAGACGUUAUCAGAUAUGGCUCAGAAUAGAAGCGAGUGGCGAUCAUGCUGUAACCUUCUUUAACUUUCCGUUCCCCCAUUAUGACUAUGAUUAUUACUACACUCCCUUACACCAAUCUCUUCAUUAUUGUUUAAAAAAUUUUUUUUACGUUCCUCAUUUUUUUUUCUUAAAUUCUCAUUGUUUUGUGUGGCGCAUAUAUAUUUGGCGCACUCCUGUACUAAUAUAUAUGUGUUCAACUAAAUAAAUAAAAUCAAUGCUUCAGCUGACAUACUGUUUGGUUCUGCUGCUUUGACAUUUUUGGUUUUUUGAAUUGCUUUGCUGAUUUCCAAUAUUUGCACGAUGUAAUCCAUUAGGAGGUUUGUUUGUGUGGCUUCGGUAUCUAAUGGACUCAGAGGUACUGGUCUAUUCAAGAACUCUUUUAAAAAUGCUUUACCGAUCAGUUCUGCUGCUUCUGAACCCAAAUGAUUGGUUGCCAUUUUGCCCUUGACUGGUAUAUCUGGUUUGCCGUAUUUUGUUCCUGAGAGCUUCUUUAUUGCAUAAUACAGUUCUCUCAUAUUUUCUUCUCUUACAGCUUGUUCUUCUGUAGUUGCCAGGCCUUCUAGAUAUUUCCACUUAUCACCUCCAAUUCUGUCGUUUACUCGCUUGUUUACUUCUGUGAAUUCCGCAUUUGACUUGGGUUCCUCUGUUCUUGUUCGGCUGUUGUCGACUGCCGUCCUCUUGUUUUUCCUUUCUUGAAUGAUGCCUAGGUUAUUAAUAGAGUUUAACUUUAUAUUCUGGUGCUUCAUUGGAACCAGACCCUCCUGACAUGUUGGUGUUAUCAUUUCUUUAAUCCUUUUCUAGUUAUCCGCUAUGGUGGUUCCCGUUUUUUCGAGCAUAUCUAGUAAGGCUUGUAACUUGUUGCUGAGAGCUACCUUGAAUUCAGUGAGUUUGUCAGUGUCUCGAAGGAUGACCAUACUAAACGUUUGUAUUGCUGUUUGUCUGACUGCCCAGUGUUUUCUUAGUUUCAGCCAGGGCACCACCAGGUGUUGAUCUGAAUUUGUAUCAGCCUCUUUGUUUGUUCCUAUGACUUCCAUGAACCUCAUGAAUUUUUUAUUGAUGUAAAUGCGAUUUGUCUUGUUUUCUGUAGUGUGUUCCCAUGUAGUUUUGUGUUUGUAUUUGUGAGGGCAAGUACAACUACGCUACCAUAGUGUUAUUGAAGAUAAACAGAUCUAUAAGCCUCUGGUCAUCCUUGAUUCUUUUUUUAAAUUCAUUUAGUCUCAUGACUUCUUAAUACCCUAUGUUGUCCAUGUUUGUCUUGGAGUUCAUGUCAUUCGUCAAGGUGGUCAUGGCUUUUCCUGUUUAGUUCUCUACGGUGGACUGCAGCUUCUCAUAAAUCUUGUUUUUAUCGUCUUUACUGUCAUCAUUGAUGCGUGCCAAGCACUGAGUGAAUUCAUUGUAACCCUUUUCUUUGAAAUAUGGUUUGAUGAUCCUUGCGCUGUGGUUCUGCUGUUCUAUUGGCGCUUAUUUUCUUGUUUUUCCGGGUCAAUGAUUUUAUAUUGGAACUCCUUUUUCGCGUUGUUAGUCUUGGUCAUAUUUUGUCUAAUCCUUUUUGUUUACCCACUCUUGGGACCGAUAGUAGUUUGGGUGUUCCAUGCAGUGUUAAUUAGUUGAAAUAUCAAUUAAACUUUAGGUACUAUAGUUUUACGUAUGAAUGGAUUAUUUAUUUAAUCCAAUAACAAUGUUGACGCACUUUUCAUUAUUUCCUUUUUCAGCUGUAAUGUCGAACUCAAAUACCCUCCAAUCGGUUGAUGGUGAUCUUUUGAAUAAUAAUGUUGAGGUUAUUUCCACCUUUUUUCUCCAUAUUUUGCAUGUAUUUAUAUUCACGAAUUGUUGUUGUGUUGCCAUUAUUAUUAGCAGUUAUGUAAUUUUAUUGGUAGUUAUAGCAUGUGAAGCUAGUGUUACUGUUCACGUCCUCGUGGUAUUGGUUUAGUUUAGUAUAUUCUAGUUGAAUGCAGUAAUACGAUAAAAGAUCGGAUAAUUAUUGCGUCGGUUUUUUUUCUGAACAAAAAUUAUUCCAGUUUUGAGAAAUUUUAGGAAUUAUGUUUUAUUUAGGCAUAAACUUUUACAUAGAAGUGAACAAAUAAUUGUAUUUCGAUAUAUGGUAUUUUUUGUUUUACUCUCUUUAAUCAGUAAUAAUGAAUUUUGUUCCGUAUAAUUCGAUUAAUAUUUAGGGAAGUAAAACGCUUGAGAAAAAGAUCAAAAAGAAAGGAAGCUUCCGAAUGCCAUCAUUUUCCAGAAAGAAGAAACACUAGCAAUAAAAUCACAUUGAUGUCUACUACACACCUGCUUGUAUUUGUUUCCAUUUCCAUUUUCAUGCAUUCACUUUAAUGUCUCUGUGGUCAUAUAUAUUACUAUAAUACAGCUUUGUCUAAAUUUAAAAUAACGGCUAACUGAAAUAAUUUGAUAAUUGUUAUUGCAUAAAGAUAUACAGUCAUCAGAUGUUAGUGGUGUUUUCCCCUGUUUUAUAUUAUGCUCUUAUAUUAAUUUUCCUUACUGAUUGUUGGAGUUUUCUUUUUCCUUACUUAUCAUUUAUCUUUUUUUUGCCAAUUGUUAACCACUCGAUAACUUCACUUGAUUAAGUCAUAUCUGUUAUUUUUUGUUCAGUUUUUCUGUAUGUGUGUGAUCCUGCCUUCAUUCGAAUUGCUAUAUAGCUUUUUAAUGAUAAUAAUCAUUGUUUUACAAUGUCUGAUCAUUAGUAUUAAUGGUCCACAAACAUGUUUUGAUUACUGAACUAUUUGUUCGGUACUUCAAAAAAUUCACAUAAUCCCACUGUCUCAAGGAGAUAUCAGUUCUUGAAUAUUUUCCAACAUGAUAAAAGAAGAAACACUUCUCUUCACUAAUUUCCAUCUCGGAAAAUAGAAUUUUUAGCAUUCUAACACAAGUGUAUGUGGAAUAACACUGUAUGAAAUUUUAAUUUCCUCUUUCUCAUACUGUGAAUAUUCAAUUAUAUAAACACCAAUCAGUCUUUUACUCCAGAGAAUUUCUCAUUUAUAAAGUCCUCAACUCUUUUUCUCCUUUAUCAGAUAUGAAUCAUUAUUGUGGUUUAACAGUGUAUGAGUUAUAUAUAAAUUUGUUUACUUUUUAUCAGGAAUAUGAUAUGCUAUUCCUCUUUUUUGUACUUUAAAGUCUUGAAAAUUCGAUCGUUUUCCGUUCUUCCUUCCAACUCAGCCCAUAUUUUUUGUUGAUUUCAUCUAAUUCAUUAAUGUCUCAUUUCUUUCGUAUCUCCAUCUAAAGUUUGUUCAAUUGUUCAGCUUAGUGUUCUUGGUUAUGUGCUUACGAGUCUAUGGCUCUCCUUGUAACAUCGUGUCGACAAACAGUAUACUCGGAACUUGUUUUUUUGACGUUUAUUAUUAUAUUCUGAAUAAUAUUAUUUUAGUCUAAUUACAAUAGAAUUUUUUGUUUGGUUAUUGAAUAUGCCUGAAGACUAAAUUUUUUACGAUGGGAAUUUUAUUUGUUGUGAACGUUAUUCUUUUUAGAUAUUCAGUUAGGUGUAUAUCAAUUUUUCUAUUCGCAAAUCCGAAAACAACCACUGUUGUAUCCUAACUCAUGGGAUUAUUGUCUAAAUCAGAAUCAUGAUACAUUUUUAUUGUGUAUAAUUCUGUUUACAGAUGGUUAAAUUUGGAAAAUUGGAUUCCUUAAACGGUAAAUCGUUGAAAAAUCUUACGAACGCAAAGCAUUAUCAUAGUGUUAUUUAACCGCUAGCCGAAAUUUAUUUACAUAUUACUCUUUAAUUUAUUACAUUUAAUCUGAAUCUCUAUAAAGAUUUAUUGUGAACAUUUAGUUAAAGUAAAUAUCAUAACUGUGUUUAGUUAGCAUUCAUAGGAUUUGAAAUAUUUUAAUCUAGGAAAAACAAUUUGCUGUUUAAGUGAUUUCGUAAUGAACUAUUUUGAAUCCGUGACACUACGCCCUAAAACUGAAUAUCUUGAUUAACUAAUUUAUGCUUAAUGAGAAAUAUUUCCUGCUAAAUACAAAAGUACAGGUCUAGUAAGAACACCUGUGCAUAAUACGUUAUCUUACAAACCGUUACAUAAUUAUGAGAUACCGUCCUUUACUUUAUAGAUUUACUUUAACUACUUGAGAUUGCUCCUUUCAUGACGCAUAUGUUUCAUUGAAUUGUACAUGAAUUCUAAAAUACAUUGUAUGGAGUAGUGAGAUUUUUUACAACUGAGUAACUUCAACAGAAUUCAAGCCAUUUUUAUACUCCAACUAAUUUAAUGAUCAGAUUAUGCGGUUCGAUUGUUGUCUUAAGUAUAAAGAUUGCUAAUUGAUGGCCAUUUUGUCUUUUCGCCCAAUUUAUAUUUGGACUUAAUAUUCCAUGUUUUGAUAGGUAUCUUCUAUACAGAGUUUUUGCAAGAAAAAUGUUGCUGAAAUAUACAUCUUUUGUACAAAUUAUCUUAAAAUUGUGAACGUAGGUUUAAACCCAUUAUUUUACUUUAAACUAGGAUUGUUUUAAUCGUCAUUUCAAAAUAACUUGUUUUUUGUUUGGAUAUAUUGCAUUCGGUUAUCCUAAGUAAUGUCAAUUGCCGGUUAUUUCUGAAAACUAUUGUUUAGUAAAUUUGACCUCGGUUUUGUUUGGAUCUAAGUCCGUAACAAACAUUUUCAUAUAUUUGUUGAUAUACCAGUUGGUUUAGUUCAUUGAUUUAAACCUGUUAAUUAUCGUAUAUCAAAUGCAAAAUCAGUGAACUAAUGUAUCGGUAUAGAAAUAAUUCCAAUGGUUUUUUCAACUUGUCAGUUACUAUGAUUGGUUUCUGUCAGGAACUGUACAAUUGUAAUAAAACAUUCAGAAAUAUUUUCCCUAUAGGUUAUUUGUCAAGCAACAAAUGUAACCAGAUACUGCUACUUCAUCACUGAUUUACUUGACGUUACUGAGAUUUUUCACUGUCUUGCUGAUCUGUGAACGUUGACCUACCAUAAUUAAACUUGAAAAUUAAAUGCCUACAGUCACAUAAGUUCGUACCUUUCGUAAAAAUAAGCAUAGAAACUAGUAGUAAUGAGGUGACCAGCAGUUGCGUUUGUCGUAGCUAGUGAGUAUUAGGUAUAUUGAAAUAUGACAUUUACAUCGGAAAUUUAGGCAUUCACUUAACAAUUAAGUCUCAAAUUUGAACCGUCCUACAUAUUAUUUAGUGACGGGAGACGUAUUAUCACUAACCUUCAAGUAAUUAAAUUUAGACCCCAAAUUGAGUGCAUAAAACUUGUACGUGGUAGGAGGCAAUUUGGGAUAAAGCAGUCUGCUGUAUAUCGUAUAUGAGAAGAUUCCAAGUGUUUUAUUAAUAUAACAUGCUUCCCUUGUGUACACUUUCUAAAGUUGUCAGUAGGACAUAACGGUAUACUGACUAAUCACUGUGAAACUAUUUACCCAUAUCAACAACUAAAAGUAUUGCCCUUAAAUUGUAUUUCUUACUCGAUUAGUUCCAGUUUUGAUGAGAAACAAAAAAAACAUAUCUUUAUAAGAAAAGCAAACAUUUAUUCGUCAUUUUGUUUGAAAAUUCAUAUGCAACAAUGUGACUAUUCUACGUAGUUUUAGAGCUGAUCUUUCUAAUUACAAUACUAUUUCACUGUUGAAUUUUCGAAAUAUUGCUAUGGAGUUGUAGUCAACGUUGUGUUACUGAGUAUAGAUCCUGAUUCUAUAACACAAAAACAGCAAUGUUAUAUUCAAUCUUUUAUUCGAAUAAUAAAUAUUCAUAGUUUAUAUUUACUCUUAAAUAUCAAAGUAUACAACCAAUCGAGAUAAUUAUGAUAAACAACCGUUUAUAUUUUGAGUUAUUGCUAGCCAAUAUUUAUAUUGCUUUGACACUUCGGUCACCUGAUUAAUCAACUGACGUAACACAGUAUUUAGUGGGUAUUUCGUUACGAAGUUUGUCAUGUGACAUUACCAUGCCUCGUUUAUGUGGGCAUACUUUUAUCAAGCCACUGUUCUCAAUUUUCUGAAAUUCCUACCUAAGAGACGACGGUUGAGAUAACUUAAAUUUCUGAAUUGCUAAUGACCUGCAUUACUCACCAGUACUUUCAAUAAUGGGAAACCGAGUCUAAAAUUUAGUCUGGGUUAUUUUGAAUCGUUCUGGAGCAAAUUAUUUCAGAACUGUCUUAACAAAUGACUUCAAACAGUACCACUUAUAGUAAAUGCUUGUAAGGACGCAAUUGCAUGUCAGCAAUGAGAUCUAAAUCCGUUUGUCAUUUGUUACAAAAUGAAAUCUAAAGUUCAUGUAAGAAGUCGGGACUUUUGUAAUCAGUUGCAUUAAGAGUAAAUUAAUAUACUAUCAAUCGCACUGAACGAAGACUGUCCAUUUUUAAAUAUUGACCGAAGUUGGGAAUUGUGUACCAGUGCUCUUCAACACAAUAGUUUCGUGAUGAUUUCAAUGCCUGACUGUCUUCAUUUUGAUCUCGUGCAGCGUUUUGGGCACCUACUGUUGAGGAGACUCCAAAUGGACGUUCAAGUGGUUGUGGUUUCCAUCGGUGCUACAGAUAAUUCAGUUAUUGAUGAUAAAUAGCACUUGUAGUGUUUAGAAUCAAAGCAUAAAUACCGCUUUCUUUUGACAAACAUGUUCAAGUAUGCGAGACCGCAGUUAUCCAGCGAAUUAAAUGAGCGCUUGAUAUUAAUAUAGGAUUUGAGGUUAGUUACGCGAAUGAUUUGAUCAUAUUGAAAUCAUACUGGAAACAAAUAAAUUUCCUUUUUAACAAUGUAGUUCUGUUUAGUGUAGAAACCUAAAUUGAAAUGUUCACAUUUUGUACCUGUUUUGUUAUAUUGAAAAUAUCGACUAAAUGCUUACUCUCAAUCUCUUGUCCAUUAUCUUAUUACUAGUUUAUAUAUGGUCACAUGCUGAUCAAAACACACUAUAACCUGCUUUAACUUUAAAUAUAACUACGUUCUAACAGGGAUUAUUUUCAAUCGAUUAAUUCAUUACCAGAAUACUCUCAUCUAUUUACUUCCAAUCAUGUUCAAGGUAAAACACGGCUAUCUUUUUUCAUUGUGUCAACAUAAGUGAUAAGUUGAAACCAUGAAAAAACAGUCAGAUACCAAUGUUUAUUUCAGUGUAUGAACUAAACUAAUGGAUACUUCUUUUUUUAAAAACGUGUUAAAACAUAUUGUUAACAACACCUACAAUAAUAAUAAUAAUAAUAUAAACUUACUGUUAAGUUUGUAUAAAUGCAGAUUAAAUGUUUUCCUUCCUAUUUUGUUUUGUUUUCUGGCUAAUAUUUAUUAAAUCUAAGGUCAUAUAUAUACGUAAUGCGUAUGUGUAUGUUUAUAAUAUGCCAAAUUAAAACGAAUAAUAAAUAUUCAAUAUAUUAAUUUUGUACCAGUUAGCUUGUAGACUAAUAUUAAGUUUACAAUCUGGAGUGUAUAAUGUUCUAAUCGAUUCUUCUUGUUUAAUAUAAUUUAAAUUAUGAAUGGUAUGGCAUUCUUUGAUAGUUUAAUAUGUAAUCAAAAUGUAUGUGUAUAAAGUAUGUAUUGUUCAACUAAUACUAAAAUAGUGAUAAUAACAUAGUAUUCUUUAUUAGGUAACAUAAUUGUAUAAUCUUAAGGAAUAAGUUACAUAUUUGUCAGUCUACUUGCAAGCAAACUUUUGAAAUGAAGUCAGAUAACUUGUGUGUUAGGUUAAACUGCUUAUCACUACACUAUUCAAUUGUAAUUUAAGUUUUUAUUGAUCAGUCGACCGAGUCAUUUUUUUUAGUUUUAUAUAGUUUUUCCUCGCAAGUUUAUGUAAGCUGUAUAGGUGGAGGAAUUUAAUGAUCACUGGGUUGUUGUUUUUUAUUAGUUUUUUUUAAAUCCUCUAUGAUGCACAUCUACAAACUUGAAACAUUGAACACAGGGUCCCAAGUUCUGACAAUAAUCAUGAUAUCACUAAGAUUUGACAUUUCUUUUGAUUACAUAUUAUAUUUGAUAUAUGAAUUCUCCGAUUAUCUCCACUUAUUUCUCUAAAAGACGAACAAAUAGGACAAACCAACUACCGUGGUGAUUCUUGAAUUUUACCGUAAUUAGAUUCCCGAUAGGUUGUGUACAUUCUAUGGAUAGAUGCAUGUACAGGUGGUUAUCAUGCGUAAUUGGUUAACUAAACUAAAUAAAAUAAGGAAAUUUAUGGCGAUAAGUACACUUUCAAUAAAUAGUUGGCCCGGAAUUUUGAGGAGGUACUUAGUAAAAUCUGUUCAGUGUAAUUAAAAGGACAUGUAUAAUAUGCAAUACAAAAAAUAGCCGAUUAAGUUGAUGCUCGUUGCGGUAUUGACCGUAAUAAAAAAUCUGCCAAAGAUGCUAGAUGAAUGAGUAAAUGAAAACUUAUCAGGUGAUAAAAAUCUUGAAUCAAAGCAUUUAUUUGUCGUAGUAAAUACUCUUUUUGUUUUUAAGAUUUAUCAUAAAAGUGAUAGGUUGAUUAACUGAUAGUAUUAUUUACCGCAAUGAAUUGAAAUAAUAAUACAAUAAAAAAAACAAGUGAUAAAAGUGCCUAAUUAUCACACUCGAGGGAUGAAACUAAUAUCAGCUGAGACUAAUGAUCUAAUCAUCCUAAUGAGCAAAACUUGAGUUUGGGAUGUUUAGCCCCUUCAAAGAACAGAUAACUUUCUUUGUAAGUGUUUCAUUUUGAAAAGUUAAUAAUUUAUCCUGUGAAGUAGUGACACACUACGUUGUGAAACUUCAUAAAUUCAAUCUUAUAUUUAUUAGAAUAUUACAAACAUAUUAUUAAUUUAUUAUUAUACACAAUCUGUCCAAAGUUCGAUUCUUUUGAAAUCAUUAAGUCAAAUCUCCAUAGUAUUACCCAUAAGAGUUAUGGACUUUUCUGAUUGUCACUAACAGAUUGACUGAUAUUACUUUAUACUUAGAAAGAUUAUUUAUUUAUUUGAACACAAAUAUUGGUACAAGAGAGCGCUAAUAUAUAUCCACCACACAAAACAAUGAGAAUUCGAAGAGAGAAAAAAAAGGUAAGGAGCGCAAAAAAAAGAAAACAAUAACGAAGAGAUUGGUGUAAGGUAGUGUAGUGAUAAUGAAGGAACGGAAAGGUACAAUCAGAACAAACCUUUCAGUUAAGGAAGAAACAACCACUUUUAUGAAGAAAGUAAAAGAAGGUUACAGCAGGAUCGCCACUCGCUUCUAUUCUGAGCCAUAUCUGAUAACGUCUCUAGCCACUGUGUAGCACCAUCUCUCGGACCCCAACCAGGGAGUCGUGAAGGACCAACAGAAGCCGGUCCUUUGCAGCUUUCUUUCAUGCCACGACACCAUGUCAUGCACUGAUCACCUCUCCGCUUCUUCCAACCAGUCCCAGAGUCGGCAAAUAAUGCACGGCGUGGAAUUCUCUGGGACGACAUUCGUAGAACAUGUCCAAGCCAGCGAAGUCGGUGUUUCAAGAUGGUGACACCAAUUGCAUUAUCAUUUCUGAGCCCGAACACACGAUGUCGAACCUCUGCAUUACUAACAUGGUGUCGCCACUGGAUGUCAGCAAUCCUUCGGAGACAGCGAUGAUCGAACACAGAGAGUCGUCUAACGUCCUCAACUCGGAGAGGCCAGGUCUCACAAGCAUAGAGCAAAACUGCUCUCACCGACGCGUUGUAGAUCCGACCUUUUACAACCAGACUGGCAUCACGAAGGCGCCAAAGGUGGCCCAGAUUGGCAUAAGCCGCUUUGGCCUUCACUAUACGUGCAUUGAUCUCAGCACUCACACCCCCACCAGCACUUAUGCAGCUACCCAGAUACACG